GGCUAAGCGAGCGAGGCGGCCAUUGGAGGCUCAGGCGGUGACGUAACUUGCCGGUUUGGGUGGCCUUCCGCUCGGGCGGCUGUUGGGAGGGGCUCGGGGGACAGUUAGCGGGGCUCCCCGGUCCCUGAGCCCUUGGAAGUGCGAUGAGGUCGGUUAGCUACGUACAGCGCGUGGCCCUAGAGUUCAGCGGGAGCCUCUUCCCCCACGCCAUCUGCCUUGGAGACGUCGAUAAUGACACGUUAAAUGAACUGGUGGUGGGAGACACCAGCGGAAAGCUGUCUGUGUACAAGAAUGAUGACAGCCGGCCGUGGCUCACUUGCUCCUGCCAGGGAAUGCUCACUUGUGUUGGGGUUGGAGAUGUGUGUAAUAAAGGAAAGAACCUGGUGGUGGCCGUGAGUGCCGAGGGCUGGUUUCACUUGUGUGACCUGACGCCUGCCAAAGCCCUGGAUGCUUCCGGGCACCACGAGAGCCUCGGGGGGGAAGAGCAGCGCCCGGUCUUCAAGCAGCACAUCCCUGCCAACACCAAGGUCAUGCUGAUCAGCGACAUCGAUGGCGAUGGCUGUUGUGAGCUGGUGGUGGGUUACACAGACCGCGUGGUCCGGGCUUUCCGCUGGGAGGACCUGGGCGACGGCACCGAGCAUCUGACAGGGCAGCUGGUGUCACUCAAGAAAUGGAUGCUGGAGGGUCAGGUGGACAGUCUCUCGGUGACUCCAGGGCCCCUGGGUGUUCCGGAACUCAUGGUAUCUCAGCCAGGCUGUGCUUACGCGAUUCUGCUGUGCACCUGGAACAAGGACCCUGGGGCGCCCCCCACCUCUGAGGGGCCGGAGGAGGGCACUAGGGAGACCCCGGCUGCCCGAGACAUCGUGCUGCACCAGACGUCCGGCCGCAUCCACAACAAGAAUGUCUCCACUCAUCUCAUCGGCAACAUCAAGCGAGGCCACAGCCCCGAGAGCAGCUCCUCUGGCCUCUUUGCCCUCUGCACCCUGGAUGGGACCCUGAAACUCAUGGAGGAGGCGGACAAGCUGCUGUGGUCGGUGCAGGUGGACCACCAGCUCUUUGCCCUCGAGAAACUGGAUGUCACGGGCAACGGGCACGAGGAGGUGGUCGCCUGUGCCUGGGAUGGACAGACGUACAUCAUCGAUCACAACCGCACUGUCGUGCGCUUCCAGGUGGACGAGAACAUCCGCGCCUUCUGUGCAGGCCUUUACGCCUGCAAAGGGGGCCGCAACAGCCCCUGCCUCGUGUACGUCACGUUCAACCAGAAGAUCUACGUGUACUGGGAGGUGCAGCUGGAGCGGAUGGAGUCCACCAACCUGCUCAAAGUGCUGGAGGCUGAGCCGGAGUUCCCGGGCCUGCUGCGGGAGCUGGGGGUGGAGGACCCACCAGUCCCUCUCUUGCCCUCAGAUCCUGAUGACCUCCCUGCUGUCCGGGCCUUGCUUCACCAAGCCCUCUACCACCCAGACCGGCCACUACAGUGUCCCCCCACAGGCCUCCAGGAUCCCACCUAGCUGGACCUGCCCUCUUGGCUGAACAGGGAUCCUGCUGGACCUCCCCACCCCCGAAGCUGUCCCUGGUAUUCGCAGAACAGGGAGUGCACAUUACAGAGGAAGGAUGGUGGCAACCCUAGAGUGACUGUGAACCGUAGGCCUCAUGGUCUUUUUUGUGAAGGGUGAGACACGUUGCCCCCCUGCCCAUUUCCUUGUGUACCUCACCCGUCACGUCAGCAGGCACUGCCCCCUCCCCAGAACUCCCCACUCUUCUUGCGUGGGAAGCAGACUUGUUUGUGAGGAGGGACUACAGAUCUCCCGGGGGCCCUAACGUGUAAGGAAGCCAGGCUUUGGGGCCAGUGGAGCAGUGGCAGUGAGGGCCCCACCCCUCCGUGUUCCGUCUCCUGCAGCACGGCUCCAAGUCACGGAGGACGCUAGCCAUUGUCACACAGACGGGGCCGAGCCACUGAUCUUCUUCAACUGCAGUGGGGUUACGCCCUCAUAAACCCAUUGUAAGUGGAAACUAUCCUAAACAGAAAAUGCAUUUCCCACGCCUCACCUACUGAACAUCGCAGCUUAGCCGACCCUGUGUUACACGUGCUCAGAAUACUGCCAUCAGCCUGCAAUUGGGCAAGAUCACCUAAUGCAAAGCCUAUUUAUAGUAAAAUGUUGAGUAUCUCGUGCAGUUUGUUGACUAGUGUUCUGAAAGUGAAAAACAGCAUGGUCGUCUGGGCGCAGGAUGCUUGUAAGUGCAUUGGUUGUUCACCCUCAUGGUUUUAAAUCUGAUUUAGGUUUACAACCCAGGCCCCAAUCAGAAUGACACCCUGGCCCAUUUAUAUCCUUCGGCUCUUGACUCCUGUGUCCUGAUCAGUGAUUUUCAGAUUGUAGGUUGUGCUCCUUUGGUGGGUUGUGGUCAGCAUUUUUUUUUUAAUAAAUGAGAUAAAAGGGGGACUUCCCUGGUGGCGCAGUGGUUAAGAAUCUGCCUGCCAAUGCAGGGGACACGGGUUUGAGUCCUGGGCUGGGAAGAUCCCACAUGCUGCGGAGCAACUAAGCCCGUGCGCCACGACUCCUGAAGCUCACACACGUAGAGCCCACGCUCUGCCAUAAGAAAAGCCACCUCACUGAAAAGCCCGUGCACUGCAAUGAAGAGUAGCCCCCACUCGCCACAACUAGAGAAAGCCCACAUGCAGCAACAAAGACCCAGUGUAGCCAAAAAUAAAAAAUAAAAAUAAACUCAAAUGUCAAAAAAAAAGUAAUGAGAGAAUAAA
This is a messenger RNA of Hippopotamus amphibius kiboko, 2755 nucleotides long. It is a transcript of the gene ITFG2, whose product is annotated as integrin alpha FG-GAP repeat containing 2. Gene Ontology annotation, cellular component: KICSTOR complex. Gene Ontology annotation, molecular function: protein binding. The transcript is spliced from 12 exons. Bases 144 to 1508 code for a protein of 454 amino acids. Gene Ontology annotation, biological process: regulation of TOR signaling. The record is from RefSeq and is a predicted model, not a curated record. Lineage: Eukaryota; Metazoa; Chordata; Mammalia; Artiodactyla; Hippopotamidae.